AAAGGGGGGGCUGUGUAAUUUGGCGAAAGUGGUGGCAGGGAGGUCGAGGGAGGAAGGAAGGAAGCGGGGCAGCUUUGUUGAACAAGGACGUUUCUCUCUCUCCGUCUGGGAUUGUAUGGAAGGGAGCGCCGGGCUCUUGAAGGAAGACGAAAUAUAAGGGAAGAGGGAGGAGGAGGAGGGCAAAAUAAAACCAAGGGGGCAAUAACUGGAAACAAGAAAAGCCCAAAGCGGCGGAGAGUUGGACUGCGGCACACGGAGAGGGGGCACAGGAGAGUGAUUGAGAAGGCUGCCGGCUGCCAAGUCUUGCAUAUUCGGACAGCCUUUCGAAGGGGAAAGAGUUCAGGAGCGUGAGGCAGAGCGGAACAGCCGACACCCCCAUCCGAAUGGCUGCUUGCGAGAUGUCCCCGGUGCACCAUCCGCCGCCGAGAGGGAGCUGCACACAGUGAACGGCCGCCGCCUUCCUUCACCGGAACACAGGGAGGAGAAGGUGGAGACGCGAAUGGAGCUCAGUCGCAUCAGGGGUUGAGCGGAGGACGUCGUUUCUGCCUGCUCGGUGCAUGCACAGGGUUGUCUAAACGUUUCUACAGCCAAGCUCUCUACCCAACGGGAGCUUAUCUUCCAGCAAGAGUGCUCUGUGGUGCGGGAAACACGUUCCUUCAACAUGUUAGGAAUACUAAUGCUGGAACAGAUGUUCCGUACAGAAAUGUGGCUUCCCUAUUUAUGGGAUUAUUGGAUGAGCAAUGGUUUGUAGAAACCUCGGAUUCCGGAAUGCUGUGUGUAUUUUAAAGUGGCGCCUCACGACGAGCGGCGAAGGUGUUUCUCAGCUAUCUCAAGACUAUUUGACUUCAGUUGCUAAGGAAUCGAUUUGGUCAUUUGGCAGUGAUCUUUCUGCAUGAUUAUUUCAAUCAUUUGGGAUUCAGUUGUUUAAUGCUGAGUGUGAAGUACUAACGGGAUGUCAAGUGGGAGCAGUUCCUGUGCUUGGCCAAGAACCCUUAGUUAUACUUGCCCAACUGGACUUCACACAAUGGUCAUGUGGAUGCAUUGGUUCCUCAUCAUGCUCAUCAAUUCAGCUGCAGUAACUGCCUUUAACCGAGCUCCUGUCCCAAUGGCUGUGGUGAGAAGGGAGCUGUCCUGUGAGAGUUAUCCAAUUGAACUUCGCUGUCCUGGAACCGAUGUUAUUAUGAUUGAAAGUGCUAAUUAUGGAAGAACUGAUGAUAAAAUCUGCGAUGCAGAUCAAGCCCAGAUGGAAAAUAUUCAAUGCUUCUUACCAGAUGCCUAUAAGAUAAUGUCACAGAGGUGUAAUAAUCGAACCCAAUGUGCCGUUGUUGCUGGACCUGAUGUGUUUCCAGAUCCGUGCCCAGGGACGUACAAGUAUUUGGAAGUUCAGUAUGAGUGCGUUCCUUACAUUUUCUUAUGCCCUGGAACACUUAAAGCUGUUUAUCAAAUGGACCACUUGUUUGAAUCCGAUCACCAAUCAGGAGCUUGGUGCAAAGACCCACUUCAAGCUUCAGACAAGAUCUACUACAUGCCGUGGACUCCGUACAGAACGGAUACAUUAACUGAAUACUCUUCAAUGGGGGAUUUCAUUGCAGGGCGCCCAACCAUCACCUACAAACUUCCUCACCGAGUAGAUGGAACCGGCUUUGUAGUAUAUGAUGGAGCACUGUUCUUUAAUAAAGAACGAACAAGAAAUAUUGUGAAGUUUGAUCUCAGGACUAGGAUCAAAAGUGGAGAGGCCAUCAUAGCCAGUGCCAAUUACCACGACACAUCACCAUAUCGGUGGGGAGGGAAGUCUGAUAUUGAUCUGGCAGUGGAUGAGAAUGGAUUAUGGGUCAUCUAUGCAACAGAGCAGAACAAUGGCAAAAUAGUAAUUAGCCAAUUAAAUCCUUACACAUUAAGGAUUGAAGGAACCUGGAAUACUGCUUAUGAUAAGAGAUCAGCUUCAAAUGCUUUCAUGAUUUGUGGCAUUCUCUAUGUGGUGAAAUCAGUCUAUGAAGACGAUGACAAUGAAGCCACUGGGAAUAAGAUAGACUACAUCUAUAACACUGAGCUGAGUAUGGAUGGUAAUAUUGAAGUGUUAUUCCCAAACUCCUACCAGUAUAUUGCAGCAGUGGAUUAUAACCCUAGAGACCACAGACUCUAUGUGUGGAACAAUUAUCAUGUCCUGAAGUAUUCGCUGGAGUUUGGUCCACUCAAUGAAAAAGAAACAACAUCUUCAUCAUUUGUCAUGGAAACUACCAAAAUCUCCAAAGUUGCGAUGACUACGACCACAACCACGCCCGUUUCAAGGAGGAGUGUGAAGGCAACACUGACACCUGCACCAGAGAUUCCAUCGUUGUUUUACAGGACCAGUGCAAAGACGCUGAUAGCAUCCCACCUCCCUCCUGAGUCCACAGAGUGCUGCGAGGCCACAGACAAGCGUGAUAUAUCUUGGCCCAGAACCCAGCCGGGGGAGACAGCUAAAAGGCCAUGUCCUCUGGGAACAGUGGGUGUAGCCACCUAUGUAUGUUUGUCGCCUGAAGGAUACUGGGAUCCCUUGGGUCCAGACCUGAGUAACUGCAGCUCCCCGUGGAUAAACCUGCUGUCUCAGAAAGUUCGAUCUGGUGAGACUGCUGACAAUAUUGCUCGAGAACUUGCAGAGCAGACAAAACACCUGAUUCAUGCUGGGGAUAUUUUGUUCUCAGUAAAACUCAUGGAACAAUUAGUUGAUCUGCUAAACCGGCAACUCCGUAACCUCACUCCAGGUGGAAAAGACAAUGCUGCUCGGAGCCUUAACAAGGCCAUGGUGGCAACAGUCAACAACCUCCUACAACCACAAGCUCUGGAUGCUUGGAAAGACCUGAUGACCAAUGAUCAGCUGCGAGCAGCUACCAUGUUACUUGACACUGUGGAGCAGGGAGCCUUUGUCCUUGCCGACAACCUACUCAAGACAGACAUAGUGCGAGAAAACACAGAAAAUAUAUUGCUGGAGGUUGCCCGAUUGAGCACCGACGGAUCAUUAGAAGAUUUGCAAUUUCCACAAAAUGGACUAAAUGGGAAUUCCAUCCAGCUUUCUGCAAGUACUCUGAAAAAGAAUGGCCGCAAUGGUGAAAUAAGAUUGGUUUUCGUCCUCUACAAUAACCUGGGAAGUUACCUUUCUACAGAGAAUGCCAGUUUCAAACAAGGAAGUGAAGCGAUGUCAACCAAUCACACGGUUAUAGUCAAUUCUCAGGUCAUCUCUGCAGCAAUAAACAAGGAAAGCAACCGGAUCUAUUUGGCAGCACCUGUCAUUUUCACCUUAAAACACAUCGAUCUCCAAAACAAUUUUAAUCCAAACUGUUCUUUCUGGAGCUACUCUAAACGGACAAUGACAGGGUACUGGUCCACACAGGGCUGCAGAAUGCUGGGGUCAAACAGAACUCAUACCACGUGCUCCUGCAAUCAUCUGACAAACUUUGCUGUCCUCAUGGCACACAAAGACGUAAAGUUUAGUGACCCUGUGCAUGAACUGCUGCUGGAGGUUAUUACCUGGGUUGGUAUCCUGAUAUCCCUCGUCUGCCUGCUGAUCUGCAUCUUCACCUUUUGUUUUUUCCACGGACUUCAGAGUGACCGAAACACUAUUCACAAAAACCUCUGCAUCAGUCUCUUUGUGGCUGAGCUCCUUUUCCUAAUUGGGAUCAAUCGUACAGACCAACCGAUUGCCUGUGCUGUUUUUGCAGCUUUGCUUCACUUCUUUUUCCUGGCUGCGUUCACUUGGAUGUUUUUGGAAGGUGUUCAGCUCUACAUUAUGUUGGUGGAGGUCUUUGAAAGUGAGCACUCCCGCAGAAAGUACUUUUACCUGGUUGGCUAUGGAGUACCAGCUCUCAUUGUCGCCGUUUCAGCUGCUGUGGAUUACCGGAGCUACGGGACGACAACAGCAUGUUGGUUAAGGCUAGACACAUACUUCAUCUGGAGCUUUAUAGGCCCUGCCACCUUGAUUAUUAUGUUGAAUGUGAUAUUUCUUGGGAUUGCUCUUUACAAGAUGUUCCAUCACACAACUGUGCUGAAACCAGAAUCUAGCUGUUUAGACAAUAUCAAAUCGUGGGUCAUUGGUGCCAUAGCCCUCCUUUGCCUUCUUGGACUCACGUGGGCUUUUGGACUAAUGUUCAUUAAUGAAAGCACUGUUAUCAUGGCAUAUCUCUUCACCAUUUUCAACUCACUUCAGGGAAUGUUUAUAUUCAUUUUCCACUGUGUUCUACAGAAGAAGGUGAGGAAAGAAUAUGGCAAAUGCUUCCGUACUCAGUGCUGCAGUCGGAAAAGCACGGACAGUUCUAUUGGGUCAGCAAAGACAUCCGGUGCUCGAACUCCCGGUCGAUACUCUACAGGCUCUCAAAGCCGGAUUAGAAGGAUGUGGAAUGAUACAGUUCGAAAGCAGUCCGAAUCUUCCUUCAUCACAGGAGAUAUCAACAGUUCAGCGUCAUUGAAUAGAGGGGCUAUGGCUAAUCAUCUAAUAACCAAUGCUCUGCUUCGUCCUCAUGGUACUAACAAUCCCUAUAACACAUUGCUUGGGGAAUCUGCAGUCUAUAACAACCCCUCAGUCAGCAUGUACAACACGCAAGAGGUGUUGCUGAACAAUGCCAGGGAUACAACUGUCAUGGAUACUCUACCACUGAAUGGUAACCAUGGCAACAGCUACAGCAUUGCCAGUGGGGAAUACCUGAGUGAUUGCGUGCAAAUUAUCGACCGUGGUUACAACCACAAUGAGACAGCCUUAGAGAAAAAGAUUCUGAAAGAACUCACUUCCAACUACAUCCCUUCCUAUCUGAACAACCACGAGCGUGCCAAUGAGCAGAACAGGAAUCUCAUGAACAAACUAGUGAACAACAUUGGGAAUGGCAGUGAGGAUGACGCAAUUGUUCUUGACGACGCAACUUCGUUUAACCACGAUGAAAGCCUUGGACUGGAACUUAUCAGAGAGGAGUCAGAUGCUCCUCUGUUGCCACAAAGGGCACAUUCAGUAGAAAGCCAUCAGGCCCAGCAUUAUCCCAGCAGGAGGCGGAUCACUCAAGAUCAUAGUGAGAGCUUUUUUCCUUUGUUAACCAAUGAGCACACGCAAGAACUGCAGUCACCUAACAGGGACUCUCUGUAUACCAGCAUGCCUGCUUUGGCAGGAGUGCCCGUGACAGAUGGUAGUGCCCCUCAGACCCAAAGUGCUGCUCCACCAACCAAAAGUAGUGAUGGUGAUGAUGUGUAUUAUAAAAGUAUGCCGAAUCUGGGCUCCAAGAACCAUGAACAGCAACUUCUCAAUUAUUACCAGCUAGGACGUGGAAGUAGUGAUGGAUUUAUAGUUCCUCCCAAUAAAGAAGGCUCCUCACCCGAAGGGAAUUCAAAGGGUCCAUCACACUUGGUCACCAGUCUAUAGGGGAAAAGACUAACCCUGGAUAUCUGGUUCUGGUUUUUCAGAAGCAAGUGAAAAGAUCUGUGUAUGCUUGAAUCUAAAUGCUGUUCAUAUACUGCUGAACUACUUCGAGAUGUUUUUAUUCAGACCAACCUAGUGAGGCACUGCAGGGGAAGCAGAUGAUAAAGAAAUAGUCUGUUUUAAGGCAAAAACAAAAUAAAAUAUUAUUGAACUGAUUGAGAGGGGUUGGACAUGUAUAUUGAAAUGGAAUUUGGUUUUGCUUCCUUAAUAAUGCUAAAUUUUUAUCCUUUUUUUCUUGUGUCUAUUUUCUCAAGGACUUCUAACUGAAGCUUGGUGUAGGUCAGUGUCAGCUGAACUGGUGCGAGGCUAUGGAUUGCUUUCUUUUACUCUUUUCUUUUGUUUUUUAUUAUCACUGUAUAUCAAUUGUGAUUGUUUCUCACAACUUGCAGUUGCAUUUCAUGCAGCUGCAGAACUCCUACAAUCAAAAGGAAAUCUGUUCAAUCUCCAAGAAAAGGAACUAUUCAAAUCAUUAUGCUAGACACGUUUAUGUUUUGCUGUAAUAAUUCUGAUUAUAAAACUAAUGAUGAGAAUUUUGAAAGAUUUUGAUGUACAGACACACAGCAUUGCACAUAUAUUGUAGUAUGCUUUUUCCCUCCAGUUUUUAUGUCUUUGUUGAUGUAGUGAACAAGACAGUUUCUGUUGUGCUGGUCUUGCAAGUUUUGCCAGUAGGAACAGUGUUUUUUCAUAAGUCUUUCUGUUGGACUUUUAUUUUUCCUGAUAAUUCCUCCGAAGAACACCGUUUAUAAAGCUCAUUUUAUAGUGAGGUGAUCACAACUACUAAGAAAAGAAAUUUUUUAAAAACUGUUUUAGGUUUUUCUCGCUGUGUAUUUUGAAGUGAAGUCAUGUUUUUUGCCAACAAAACAAAUUAAAAACUUUAGAAUUUACAGCAGGUACAUUUUUGUUUACAAUGCACUAUGUUAUUCAUAAAUGUGUUCAGUAAUGAAAGUCCACAACGGGAGCUAGGCACUCUUUUAGACACCAAGGACUCUUGGUAGAAAAUAGUGGAACUCAUGCAUGUGGAGAAAUAAAAAAAGUAGCAACAAUUUUGUGUUAAAUCUAGUCAAAGCACUAGGCACUUGUACCGUGGUGGUAAAAAUAUUGACUUAUUAAAAUGAAAAUUAUUUUGAAAUGAAAAAAGAUGAUUUCUCUAUCUUUUUUUCUUUCCUUCUUUCACAGGGAAUUUAUUUAUUUGGCAUUAAUUAGUUGACAUGAGCAUCCCUUUAGUAACGACCUUAGCACAAUUUGUCAUUUUUUUAAGGUUAUGAUCCAUUUUUGUAUGGUUUACAAGUUGAAUGACCUCAUUACUAAUAUUUGUUGUAAAAGUGACUCUUGUCUGCCAACAAAUAAAUCACUGAUUACAGAUUUACAA
Molecule: messenger RNA, 6806 nt
Organism: Hypanus sabinus (Atlantic stingray)
Lineage: Eukaryota; Metazoa; Chordata; Chondrichthyes; Myliobatiformes; Dasyatidae
Gene: adgrl3.1
Product: adhesion G protein-coupled receptor L3.1
Exons: 23
Coding region: 953-5380 (1475 amino acids)
Biological process (GO): adenylate cyclase-activating G protein-coupled receptor signaling pathway; cell surface receptor signaling pathway; brain development
Cellular component (GO): glutamatergic synapse; cell-cell junction; axon
Molecular function (GO): carbohydrate binding; G protein-coupled receptor activity
Source: RefSeq, a predicted model, not a curated record